This is a messenger RNA of Penicillium mononematosum, 1200 nucleotides long. RefSeq lists its product as uncharacterized. NCBI's taxonomy places the organism in Eukaryota, Fungi, Ascomycota, Eurotiomycetes, Eurotiales, Aspergillaceae. Bases 1 to 1200 code for a protein of 399 amino acids. The transcript has 2 exons. The record is from RefSeq and is a predicted model, not a curated record.
AUGUCGACCGCCGGGGACUGGUGCCCCGAGAACCCGAUUCUGGCCUACCUACAGACAUUAGCCGCUACCAAAAAGACCCUUCCUUAUGGGCAGCCAGUCGUCGCCCACGCCUCUGUCAAUCACAUCGAUUCAGCUUCACUCCUGCGGCUGGCCGCAGAUAUCGGCCCGUACAUCGCCAUACUACAAAUUCCAGCCGAUGUCAUCGAUGACUGGUCCAGCGACACCAUCGAACAACUUCAGUAUUUGUCCAGGAAACAUAGAUUUCUAUUGUGGGAAGGAAGCAAGAUUCUGAACCCUCUAGUAAAUUUCAUGGGCAGAGCAGAUGCCCCGUUGGAAACAAGGCAGGCUCUGGCAGACUUGAUCAAGAAGUCUUACACCAGUGGCCCAUUGAGAACGGCAACAUGGUCCAAUCUGGCCACCUCUUGGGCCCCCGCAGCUCCAGUGGACCAACAAGAAAAUGAUAUACUGAUCCCAACCUUGAGAUUGGCGGCCCGCGAGGCAGUUGCAACCACCGCAAAGACAAUCCAAACCGAGAUCUCUGCCGAGAUAAAUAACUACUCGUCGGGCGAGGAAUUGGAAAUCAUCACACCCUCCACGGAAACAAGCAACGGCUGGAAAGAAUUUAGUCCGAAUAAUACGGGAUCGGUAUUACGGAAAUCGUCAACCAUCUCGGUCACGACCGAGUCUGUGACUCCGCACGUACACCUUCACGCAGAUGACGGUGUCCCAGUUCCCCCGCAACUGGCCCGCAGCAGUACGAUAAUCGCCGCGUGUGCCAACUCCGACUUUGUCAUCGGAUUCGCAACGAGCGAGCCCUUUUUCGUGAAUCACCGAGGGAACGAUAUUUUUGAAUUGGCUUUAUUCGAUGGCAACGGGAGUGCCCAAGUAGGCAUCGACGCUGCCAAACUCGCUACCUCGCCUUACCUCAACGAACAUCGAAGAUCGCUUGGUGUAUUCUCUCUUGUAUCACCCACUCUUAGCCUCGGCUUUGAGUUUGAUCCGACCUUCAAGCCUGAUGGAAUUACACCAUCCGGUGCUGACACUGAAACUUCAUACACUGCGCAAUACCUAUACUAUAUAGUCAGGCAAGCGGUGGAUCUUCGGGAACAGAACCGACAAGAGCGUGAAGCCACCGGUUCUGGGAAGGGAACACCGGCGGGCCCCAAAAUCAUGCACAUUCCAGUGGUCAUUAUUGUAUGA